ACGAAACGAAGGUACGAAGUGAAAAGUGGAAAAAACUAUUCUACGAGUAUCUACUAUAAUUUAUAAUUCAAACUUGGAGAACCCUUAUUUACGUAUUCAUUGAUCCUUGUUUUAUCUUUCACAAUGAUGGAUUCGGAUAAUGAGAGACCGUUUAAUCGCAGAGAUCGGGUGAUGCUGCAAAUUCCCGAUGAUUUUCUUCGCAUUCCCACACCUGCUGGCCAGUCGGAUGAUCAGCGUCCUCGAAGCCAGUCACAAAAUGCGGCACAACCGCAAGUUGUCCGUACAGCUAACCCACGCGCAAAUGCCGUGCAACAGGGAAAGCUAAGUGUUACUAUUGCUCAGGCCAAACUUGGGAAAAAUUAUGGCUUGACUCGAAUGGAUCCAUAUGCUCGCAUACGUAUUGGACAUUAUGUGUUUGAAACGGAAACCGACGCCAAUGGCGCCACUAACCCGCGCUGGGACAAGACGUUUCAGUGUUAUGUUCCCCAAGGGAUUAACUCUGUGUACGUGGAGGUUUUCGAUGAGCGCACCUUCGGAAUGGACGAGAGAAUUGCAUGGGGCCAUUUCACGAUUCCCCAACGAGUUUUCGAAGGAGAUGCCCUGGAUGACUGGUUUCCAUUGAGCGGAAAGCAAGGCGAUCAAAAGGAAGGGAUGGUUGAGAUUGUUUUCUCUUACGAAAUUGUACAAACCGUACCUUCGUACACCAUACCCGGUGGAGUGGUUAUGAUGCCCCGACAAGCACCUUACGGAGCGCUGCCUAUGGCGCCACGCGUUCCCUACACCGUGCCAACUGCCGUGGCGCAGCAGCAAGCGGCUAUGAUGCCGAUCCAGAUAACGGAUAACGAUGUGAAGCAGGUGAAGGAGAUGUUUCCCAAUAUCGACGAGGAUGUUAUCCGAUCGAUCCUGGAGGAGAAGAAUGGUCACAAACAGGCCGCGAUCAACGCGCUGCUCUCUAUGACGGAGACGUGAGCACUGCGCCUGCUUUUUUCUUUUUGUGGUCCUGUCAACACCGCAUUGAUCUUGAUUUCCGUUGAUUUGGUUCUUUUUAUGCACUUUCCGGUAGCGGUUUAUGAUUAGCUCUUUUUUUAUUUUUACUACCUUGCGCAGUCUGUUUGUGAAUUGGUUGAGUUCAGUCAUUUUGUUGAUCUUGUGCCAUGCCAUGUUUAUUUUUAGUGCCAUGCCUGUUUGUGUUCUAAAGCAGCUGUAUGUACAUUUCACAGUUGAUGUAAAAUUUUACGGCCAGCACUGUUA
This is a messenger RNA of Paramacrobiotus metropolitanus, 1251 nucleotides long. RefSeq names its product toll-interacting protein A-like. The record is from RefSeq and is a predicted model, not a curated record. The transcript is spliced from 9 exons. Gene Ontology annotation, biological process: ubiquitin-dependent protein catabolic process. NCBI's taxonomy places the organism in Eukaryota, Metazoa, Tardigrada, Eutardigrada, Parachela, Macrobiotidae. Gene Ontology annotation, cellular component: cytoplasm. Bases 124 to 969 code for a protein of 281 amino acids. Gene Ontology annotation, molecular function: ubiquitin binding; ubiquitin conjugating enzyme binding.